UUAUUUAAGGAACAGGAAAAGUUUUUUAACUCUAGCACAAAAUUCAAUUGCACACAAAAUCAUAACGUUUAACAUGAGUGCAAAAGUUUUAUUCGCUUGCUCCAAGUGUUUCUCGCGUCAUCCAUACGAAGAAUUAUCCUCGGGACAGCAGCUUUGCAAGGGCUGCCGUGGUUCUACCUCAGUUGUUAAAUGUACUUACUGCCGCUCGGAGUUUCAACCCGCCACCAAAUCACAGAGUGCCUGUAAAAAAUGCGAACACUAUCUUGGAAAAUACGGUAAGCCCAGUCCGUGCGAGUGCUGCAAGAUUGUGGCUGCCUUCGCGGGGUCCAAGUGCAUGAGAUGCGCCAGCUACGAGGCAAAAUAUGGACCACCAGUCCACUGCGACGAAUGCAAGCUGCGAUCAGCCUUUGACAGGCGCGACGAGAACAAAAAGGUCAAUGGAAAACUCCUAUGCUGGCUGUGUACCUGCGCCUACAAACGCGCUGUGCUUAAGGCGCAGCAGGAGGGCCGAAUACCCAUGUCCAAGAAGCGGCCGCAUGAAAAGUCUUCUUCCUCGCACAGAGACAGCGCCUCGGCAAAGAAGCCAUCGCGCAAUGAGCUCGGCAAGAGCGGCGGCAGCAACAAUGCUGGCGGCGUUACGGCGGUGAGCGGAGCCGGAUUGGAUCAUCCGGACAAGAUAUCGCGCGGAAACAGCGGCAACGGCACAAUCGCAGCCCCGGCUGCCAUCACUGUCGACACUAAUUCGUCCGAUCAUGUGGUGGCCAUUACAUACCUUAAGGAACGCAUCGCCAGCCUGGAGAAGCGCCUCAAUCAAAAAGACAAAGAACUGUUGGAAAAGGAUAAACAAUUGACCGAACUGAAGGGCAAGAACUUUGAGAAGGAAAAUGACAUGCGCAACAGGCUGAAGGAGGUCGAGCGCCUGCAUGACAUGAAGGUGGAUAACUUGAAUCGUAAAAUUUCCAGUCUCCUCAAGGACUUGGCCACUUUGAAAAAGAGCAGCAAAAAGGCGGCCAGCGGAGCCAUGAAGGCAGAGAGGGAAGCCAUCAAGCGGGAGAAUCUGUCGCCAAAAGAGGAAAUUAUUGCGGCAGCACCAGAGAAACAAAUCAAGACAUCCGAGCCCGCCGACCUGGACAAGGACGAGAAGAGUUGCGACCGUGAGGAAGAUCGUAGCGAGCAGGAGGAUCGCGCAAGUGUGCGUUCGCGCUCCGCCUCAGGCUCCAGCAGAGCCAGUCCCUCUUCGAACUGAGAGUGGCGCCCUAUUCUCCACCCAGACCAGUGUGUAACAAUUCAAUCCUCACAAAUGCAUGGUUGUAGGAUUUGUUGCACCGAUCUUUUAGUUUUUUUGCUAUUAAAGCUAAUAUUUUUGUACUUUGCUUUAAUUGUAAUAUAGUUUUAUCAGAUUGUUUUAUAUACACUUUUAUGUCGCUCAUCCCAAUCCUCAAAACGCAGAAAACGCGAAUGUUUCACCUGUUUCUGUCCACUGCUUUCCCUACAAUUGUCAUCAUAGAAAAUGUAAUUUUAUAGGCUCCACUUAACGAA
Drosophila guanche is the source of this 1539-nucleotide messenger RNA. Its product is annotated as protein FAM76A. The transcript is spliced from 6 exons. Bases 74 to 1246 code for a protein of 390 amino acids. NCBI's taxonomy places the organism in Eukaryota, Metazoa, Arthropoda, Insecta, Diptera, Drosophilidae. The record is from RefSeq and is a predicted model, not a curated record.